AUCCCAUCCUCAUUGUACUACUACUCACUUCUUCUCGCCCACUCCUUUUUUUUUUCUCGUUCUAUCUCUACAAUUCUUUCUCUCACUAGAAAACUUACAAAAAUGGUGGAAAUCGAGGUAGCCGCACUCAUAGCACCAUGGCUAACCCCAACCUCUCUCUUCGUCGUCCUCAACAUCGUCCUCGCAACUAUCUUCUUCGCCAAUAACAAGCAUCACUCCAAAAAUAAUCACGAAAACAGCAACAAUAAUCAUGAUAAUGAUAAUUUUAAUCAGUUUGAUGAUUAUCAGAAUCAGUUGCGCGGAGAUUACGAAGGAGCUUCGCUUGUGCCGCCGCCGCCUCAGCUAGUCCGAGCGCCGUCGCUUUUCUCCCGUGUUGCUUCCUUUAAUUUCUCCAAUUUUUACUCUGAAUCGCAACCGCCGUCGUCUGAGGAGGAGGCGGAUCGGAACGUUACCGUCGCCCGUGCGCCGUCGCUGCUUUACCGAGUGACGUCGUUUAACUUCGGUCGGGGGACUCAGAAGGCGGAUGGCGAGAGGAGGAGAGAGGAGGAAGCAGCACGUGAUGUGAGUGUGAGUCACGCGAGGAGAGAGAAUCAGCAGCAGCAGCAACAGGAGGAGGAGGAGGUGGCGGAAGUGGAGGAGGAGAAGGUAGUGAAGGUUAAGAAACGAGGAAGUAAUAAGAAGAUGAAAAAGGAGGCGGCGGAUGCGGUGAAGGAAACGCCAUUGACAACGGCGACAGCGGUGAAGAAAACGCCAACGCCGACGGUGACGGUGACGGCAACGGGAACGACGCCAACAGCUCGGCGGGUGGACGAAGGGGUGGAUUCGAAGGCGGAUGACUUUAUCCAGAAGUUCAAGCAGCAGUUGAAGUUGCAGCGGCUUGAGUCACUGUUGCGCUACCGGAGUGGCACUCCGGCAGCCAUUUGAACAUUAUUUAAUUUAAAAGCCUGAUUAGAAGACGGACCGGGCCUAGACCUACACAAUCAGGCUAUUAUAUCGGGCCGGGCCAGGUUUUUGGUCGAUUUUGGGUCCCAAACCCACUAUCUCUGGCCACUCUACCUGGGCCAAAUUUAUAACGAAAAGUCUGAAAAGAGUAGAUUUACGUUGCCCAGACGAGUAAAAAUCGGCCCAACCCGAAAAGUUUGCAUAAAAAAUUCUUAAUUUUCAGGUUGAGUCGGACCGAAUUAGCGAGUCGGGUUUAAAUUGAUCAGGUUUUAGUUGUCUUUUUUGUACCAAACAGAAAAAAAAAAGAGACAUUAGUAGAUCCCCUCUUAGCAACGGGGGUGUUUAAUUUUGUUGUUGUACUGUAUGUAAUUGUACUAUUAGGGUUUUUAGGAAUAUUAAAUUUGUUUGUCAUGA
This is a messenger RNA of Spinacia oleracea (spinach), 1356 nucleotides long. RefSeq names its product pathogen-associated molecular patterns-induced protein A70-like. The record is from RefSeq and is a predicted model, not a curated record. Lineage: Eukaryota; Viridiplantae; Streptophyta; Magnoliopsida; Caryophyllales; Amaranthaceae. Bases 103 to 924 code for a protein of 273 amino acids. The transcript has a single exon.